This is a messenger RNA of Cynara cardunculus var. scolymus (artichoke), 2792 nucleotides long. Its product is annotated as potassium transporter 7-like. NCBI's taxonomy places the organism in Eukaryota, Viridiplantae, Streptophyta, Magnoliopsida, Asterales, Asteraceae. Gene Ontology annotation, cellular component: plant-type vacuole; vacuolar membrane. Gene Ontology annotation, molecular function: potassium ion transmembrane transporter activity. Gene Ontology annotation, biological process: potassium ion transmembrane transport. Bases 1 to 2529 code for a protein of 842 amino acids. The record is from RefSeq and is a predicted model, not a curated record. The transcript is spliced from 10 exons.
AUGACGGAAGACGGAUCGGAGAGGGGGAGUACAAGUAGGGGAAACGGCGGGUUUAGUUCCAUGGAUUCAAUGGAAUCUCAUCGGUGGGUGUUUCAAGACGAAGAGGAUUCGGAGAUUGAUCACGAGGACAAGUAUGUGGGUGAAGAUGAUGAUUUUACGUCGCAACAUGACAUAGAUUCGGAGGAUGAAGAUAGUCUAUACCAUAAGUUGAUUCGGACUGGGCCAAGGAUUGAUUCGUUUGGGGUCGAAGCUCUGGAGGUCCCUGGCGCACACAGGAGUGAUUUCGAGGAUGGCAGUCUUGGGAAGAGUAUUUUUCUGGUUUUUCAGACGCUCGGUGUUGUUUUUGGGGAUGUUGGAACAAGUCCACUGUAUACCUUCAGUGUGAUGUUCAGCAGGGCUCCAAUAGAGAGAAAUGAAGAUAUUAUUGGAGCUCUAUCUCUUGUUUUGUAUACCUUGAUUUUGAUCCCACUGAUCAAGUACAUCCUCAUUGUUCUUCUAGCAAAUGACGACGGGGAAGGUGGUACCUUUGCUUUAUACUCACUAAUAUGUAGGCAUGCUAAGGUCAGUCUUCUCCCAAAUCAGCUUGCUUCUGAUACACGCAUAUCAAGCUUCAGAUUGAAGGUGCCAUCUGCAGAACUUGAGAGAUCAUUGAAAAUAAAGGAGCAUCUUGAAACUUCAGUGGCUCUCAAAAAGCUUCUUUUAGUGUUGGUGCUUGCUGGUACCUCCAUGGUCAUAGCUGAUGGGGUUGUUACACCUGCAAUGUCAGUAAUAUCCGCUGUUCGUGGUUUAAAGGUUGGAGUUCCUACAGUUGAGCAAGAUCAUGUAGUGAUGAUUUCGGUUGCAUAUCUUAUUGCUUUGUUCAGUGUACAAAAAUAUGGAACAAGUAAAGUUGGGCUUGUUAUUGGACCAGCCUUAUUUAUAUGGUUUUGCUCUCUUGGAGGCAUUGGCAUCUACAAUCUUGUGAAACAUGACAGCAGUGUUGUGAAGGCAUUUAAUCCUGUUCACAUCUUUUACUAUUUCAAGAACUCAUCUAAAGCUUGGUACGCCUUGGGUGGAUGCCUUCUAUGUGCAACUGGUUCAGAAGCAAUGUUUGCAGAUCUUUGCUAUUUUCCAGUGAGAACAAUCCAGCUUACUUUUGUUUUCCUUGUACUUCCAUGCCUUAUGUUGGGUUACCUGGGUCAAGCUGCAUACCUCAUGGAUAAUGCUGGUGACCCACAACAGGCUUUCUUUUCUUCCAUUCCUGAUGGUGCUUUUUGGCCAGUCUUUCUCAUUGCUAAUAUUGCUGCAUUGAUUGCUAGUAGAACAAUGACAACGGCAACUUUCUCUUGUAUCAAACAGUCAACAGCACUCGGUUGCUUUCCUCGUCUUAAAAUUGUGCAUACAUCUCGCAAAUUCAUGGGUCAGAUUUACAUUCCUGCUAUUAAUUGGUUUCUGCUGGCCUCUGCUCUGCUGCUUGUCUGCUCCAUUGCAAGCACCAACGAGAUAGGGAAUGCAUAUGGUGUUGCUGAGCUUGGAGUGAUGAUGAUGACUACUGUCUUAGUAACCCUAGUAAUGCUUCUUAUAUGGCAGAUCAACAUAAUCAUUGUGGUCCUAUUCUCUUUAAUUUUUCUUGGGUUGGAGUUGGUAUUCUUUUCAUCCGUCUUGAGUGGUAUCGGAGAUGGAAGUUGGAUCAUAUUGGUGUUUGCAAUAGUUAUCUUUCUUAUAAUGUGCAUCUGGAACUAUGGUAGCAAGCUCAAGUAUGAAACAGAAGUCAAGAAAAAGAUGUCAAUGGAUGUAUUGCGUCAAUUGGGCUGCAACCUUGGAACUGUGAGAGCUCCUGGCAUUGGCUUGCUUUACAAUGAACUGGUGAAAGGCGUGCCCGCAAUAUUUGGACAUUUCCUGACGACUCUUCCAGCUGUUCAUUCAAUGAUUAUUUUUGUGUGCAUAAAGUACGUCCCUGUUCCUGUUGUGCCUCAGCAUGAGAGAUUCUUGUUCAGGCGAGUCUGCUCUAAAAGUUACCACAUAUUCCGUUGCAUCGCCAGGUAUGGUUACAAAGAUGUUCGUAAAGAGAACCAGCAGAUAUUUGAGCAGCUACUCAUCGAAAGCCUUGAGAAGUUCAUUCGGCGUGAAGCCCAGGAGAGAUCAUUAGAGAGUGAUGGGGAUGAAGAUACUGAAGAUGAAGAGGAGCCCACAAAAAUUCUCAUUGGUCCAAAUGGCAGCGUCUACUUUGGCGUCCCUGAUGGCAGAAACAACCAGCCGAUAAUCUCAGAAGCAACCACUUCAUCUUCAUACGAGCCUGAAAAGAACUCCUCAGAUCCAGAGCAGAGUCUGGAGAACGAACUCGCUUUCUUACACAAGGCCAAGGAGUCCGGGGUGGUUUAUCUUCUGGGACAUGGAGACAUAAGGGCGAAAAAGGAGUCGUGGUUCAUCAAGAAAUUGAUCAUAAAUUACUUUUAUGCUUUCAUGAGGAAGAACUGCAGGAGGGGGAUUGCAACAUUGAGUGUGCCUCACACACACUUGAUUCAGGUAGCCAUGACUUACAUGGUUUGAUUUGAGUUUGGUUUAUGAUGAGAUUAGUUGAUCCAGAAAUAAGGUUUUUAUUAUGGUGACUGCUGCACAGCACAUGCUCUUAGACUUAUUAAUUGUUGUUGUUGGCACAUUUGUUUGUGCCGAUUUUGAUAUCUUUGAUUGCCCAUCUUUCGAAUCGAGUUGUAGUUAAAAUGUCCUUCGAGUUGUAGUUACUUCUAGUGGAUGCAUGGGCAUACGAUACAUUUAUCAUUAUUAUUAUUAUUCGAAUUCUGAAUUUGAUGGUA